CAAUCUUCCAUUAUAAUGGUCCUCAUUAGAAGGGCUCCAUAUAGUGGAAGAUUGAAUCUUUUUAUUUAUACCCAAAAGAUGAAAAUUUUGACUCUAGCUAUCAUCGUACCCACUCCUCUCUUGCUCUGGCUGAGGCACCUGGCAGAAAGAAAAUGGCACCUCCUUGUCAUAAGUUUGGUACUUUUGUUAGCUGUGCUAGUGCUGGGGUUAAGCCUACCAUCUCCAGAUGCCAUUCGGAUCAAUAAGGUCAAGACCAGGACUAGUGUUUAUGUCUCCCCUAAGUUUGUGUUGGAACCAGGGUCAGUUGCAGACAAGUAUUUCUAUAACAUUCACUUCCCAAGAGGUCAUAUUGCUAUGAAGUAUUUCAAUGCUGAAGUGAUCGAUGAAGAAGGGAAUCCUAUUCCUCUUCAUGAGACUUAUCUGCAUCAUUGGGUUAUUGAAAGAUAUUAUGCCCAGGCAAGUUAUGUGGAACCGGAGCUGAGUGGUUUCGAGGAUAUUAAAGAUCCGGAUUUUAAGAUUGUGAGAAAUAGUGGAUUGUGCCAGAAUAAUGUUCUUGGUCAGUACUAUGGACUCGGGUCAGAAACUAGAAAGACAGAUACACAUGUACCGGAUCCUUUUGGAAUAGAGAUUGGCAACCCUGCAGAGAUUCCUGCUGGAUAUGAGGAGAGAUGGAUGCUCAAUGUUCAUGCUAUUGAUACUCGGGGCGCAGAGGAUAGGUUGGGAUGCACUGAAUGCAGGUGUGAUCUGUAUAAUGUAACAAAAGAUGGAUGGGGCCAGCCGUUGAGGCCAGGGUACACAGGGGGUUUGCACUGCUGUUAUGAUGGUACGAAGUGCAGCGUAAAACAAGGCUACAAUGGUGUCAAGAGAAGCCUCUACUUGAGAUACACUGUGAAGUGGGUUGAUUGGUCUGAUUCUAUUGUGCCUGUCAAGAUUUAUAUCUUUGAUGUCACUGAUAGAACGGAUCAUUCAGGAGGACCGUCUCUUCAACAUGAUUGCCGGAACGAAUAUAAUGUUGAGCCUUGCAGUGUUGUUGAUUUGGUAAAUGAUCAAUGCUUUGACAAUCAAAGGGCAAUGAUUACUAUGCCAACUGGUGGUUAUAUCGUCUAUGGUGUAGCCCAUCAGCACACUGGGGGGCGCGGCUCAACUCUAUAUGGAGAGGACGGACGGGUUCUAUGUUCAUCAGUACCAAUAUAUGGGCAAAGCGAGGAAGUAGGAGACGAGGCUGGUUACAUUGUAGGAAUGUCAACUUGCUAUCCACAUCCGGGCUCUGUCAAAAUAAAGGAUGGGGAGACUCUGGUUGUGGGAUCUAAUUACAGCAGCUCGCGGCCGCAUAUCGGAGUCAUGGGCCUCUUCUACAUUUUGGUUGCAGAGCACUUGCCAAAGUCCUCCUUGCUUAGCUUGGACUCUUCACUUAUUUGGGGGUCUUAUCAGCUAAAGCUGCUAGUUUCUUUGUCAACUGCAGUUAGAAAGAAAUUGGCAAUGGCUGGAGAACUCUUAUUAUUAACUGCAAUGGAGUUUCAAGUAUUUGAUGGCGAAAUGCAGAGAAACAAAAUGGCACCUUCUUUUCAAAGUUUGGUUCUUUUGUUAGCUGUGCUAGUGCUGGGAUUAAGCCUACCAUGGUCAGAUGCUAUUCGGAUCAAUAAAGUUAAGACCAGGACUAGCGUUUAUGUCUCCCCUAAGCUUGUGUUGGAACCAGGGUCAGUUGCAGACAAGUAUUUCUAUAACAUUAACUUCCCAAGAGGUCAUAUUGCUAUCAAGUAUUUCAAUGCUGAAGUGAUCGAUGAAGAAGGGAAUCCUAUUCCUCUUCACGAGACUUAUCUGCAUCACUGGGUUCUUGGAAGAUAUUAUGGCAGGACAAGUUAUGUGGAACCAGAGCAGAUUGGGUUCGAUGAUAUUGACGAAUCAGAUUUUCAGUUCGUGAGAAACAGUGGUUUGUGCCAGAAUAAUGUUCUUGGACAGUACUAUGGACUCGGGUCAGAAACACGAAAGACAGACACACAUGUACCGGAUCCUUUUGGAAUCGAGAUUGGCAACCCUGCAGAGAUUCCUGCUGGAUAUGAGGAGAGAUGGAUGCUCAAUGUUCAUGCUAUUGAUACUCGGGGCGCAGAGGAGAGGUUGGGAUGCACUGAAUGCAGGUGUGAUCUGUAUAAUGUAACAAAAGAUGGACGAGGUCGGCCGUUGAGGCCAGGAUACACUGGGGGUUUGCACUGCUGUUAUGAUGGUACACGGUGCAGCGUAAAACAAGGCUAUAAUGGUGUCAAGAGAAGCCUCUACUUGAGAUACACAAUGAAGUGGGUUGAUUGGUCUGAUUCUAUUGUGCCGGUCAAGAUUUAUAUCUUUGAUGCCACUGAUAGAACGGAUCAUUCUUCUCUUCAACAUGAUUGCCGGGUCGAAUAUAAUGUUGAGCCUUGCAGUACUGUUGAUACGGUAAAUGGUCAGUGUUUUGACAAUCAGCGGGCAAUCGUUACUAUGCCAACUGGUGGUUAUAUCAUCUAUGGUGUAGCCCAUCAGCACACUGGGGGGCGUGGCUCAACUCUAUAUGGAGAGGACGGACGGGUUCUGUGUUCAUCAAUACCAAUUUAUGGACAAAGCGAGGAAGUUGGAGAUGAGGCUGGUUACAUUGUAGGAAUGUCCACUUGCUAUCCACAUCCGGGCUCUGUCAAAAUAAAGGAUGGGGAGACUCUGGUUGUGGGAUCUAAUUACAGCAGCUCACAGCGGCACACAGGAGUCAUGGGUCUCUUCUACAUUUUGGUUGCAGAGCACCUGCCAAAGUCCUCCUCUUUUAGCUUGGACUCUUCGCUUUGAAUUCAGGGGUGUUAUCAGCUAAAGCUGCUAGUUUCUUUAUCAACAGCAUUGAGAAAGAAAUUGGCAAUGGCUCAAGAUUGAUGUUGGUCUGAACUUUUACGUACUAGUUAUGUGAUUAGAGCAUCUUGAAUCUACCUUUUCACUGGCACUGUGAUAUGUAGACGUUUUGUAACCAAUGUGCGCUCUCCUAUAUCAAUAAUUUCAGAGUAUGGCAUUGGCAUCAAAUAAUUAAGUGUAGUCUCACUCAAUAGAUUCUGAAUUCGAAUUUCUUCCUAGAUUGUGAUUGGAAUAUAUAGAUUUAGAAAGUUUGAAACGUGUG
Molecule: messenger RNA, 3124 nt
Organism: Rosa chinensis
Lineage: Eukaryota; Viridiplantae; Streptophyta; Magnoliopsida; Rosales; Rosaceae
Exons: 10
Coding region: 16-2805 (929 amino acids)
Source: RefSeq, a predicted model, not a curated record